AUGAAAAUUAAACAUUACCCUGGAAAAGCGGUCAUGGAGGACCCGUGGCUUUCAAUCAACGAUAGAACUAUGGACCUUGUUUAUGCAGCCAAUUGGGUUGGAGCCAAUAAUUUAAACAAUCAUAAGGAAGAAUACAGCCAGGAUAGUCAAUCCAGAUUUAAUUCGAUAUCUAGAAGCAAAUCAUGUAGAGAUAUUGGUAGAAAUUCAAAUAAAGAUGACGGUGAAUUACAUGCAUACCAUGAGCAAGAAUACAAUCACAAUCAAUGCACUAACAAUGAAAAUAUAUCUCAAUUAGCAAAAUAUCAACAAGUUAUAGAAGAAAAAGCACGGACAAAUGACAAUUUCCUCAUACAAAAUAAAAUUAAACAUAGCUAUAGUUUUAAAGAUAUGCCAAAUGGAUAUAAACCUUCAACAUUAAGACGGGUUAAAAGACGCAACUUUACUGAAUGGGAUAUUGAAGCGUUUGGUCCAAAUGAUCGUCAAGCUCCUGUUCCACCUCAACGAAAAGACUCACAUAAAUAUUCACAUCGUCAAAGGAAACCUGACUCAAAAAAAAAUGGUUACCCCCUCCCAGACCCUGGGCCAUUGCCCCCUGAUCCAUCAUCAGAAUCAUAUUAUGAAUAUUACUCCAGAGUUAGUCAACAAAAUAAUGACACUGAUAGUGAUAAAAUUAAACUAAUGCAAAAAGAACCAAAGAAAGAUAGUGGAAAUUCAAAAUCAUAUGGAUCAGCGCGUGGGUAUGGAAAUGAUACGAUGUAUCAAAUAAUUAAUUCAAUGGCAACCUUAGAUUUAACACCUAUAAAAUCUAGAGCGGGAAGUAAAAACCUCGACACGGAUAGCGAAGCGGAAGAUUUGGGUUUAUAUAUGCAUCCUAUUAAUGAAUCGUUAUCUACAUGCGAGCAACUUCCUGAGCGUAAUACACAACCUGAGAACGUUAGGAACGGACGUAUGGACGAUGUGCGACCUAAUUUUCGUUCCAAAUCCAUGAGAGUGAAAAGUGAGGGACGCACGCCUCUCCGGGCAUAUCUUGAUACGGUUGAAGAUGAAACCAAAGCAUAUAAUGGUGUUACCGUCACUCAACCGAAAAGGAAUUUAUCACCAAGCGAACAGCUGACGCUAAUGCAGCAAAACAUGUAUCAAGAAAGCCAACUAGCACCUGUCCCUGCCACCGGUAACGGAUUUCACUCCAUGGAUUUAGGAAAAGAAAGCGAUUAUCGGACUAAUAACAGUGUGUCUAGACAAAUUAAAGUCGAUAAAUAUGGGAAGUUAUACAAUACGGUGAGAGUGAAAAGUGACGAUAGAUACAAUAGAUAUAAUGACAUUCUGUCAUUUUCAUCUCGCGAUCGUAUUAGUGAAGAUCGUGUGACUAAUGGUGUGUAUUCAAGAAGUGCUAAAAGUUCCUCUAGUGGGUCCGAUUCAGACUUUUCGAUUCCUCGACCGAAACUCAUAGUUCCCGUUCACACUUAUGGCACUCGAAAACGAAGAACCGGAAAUCUCUGUCAAAGAGAGAGUAAUGCGACGGAAUCAUCUUUAGAUGCUGGUAUAUUACUUGAUGUUACACGCUUAGAAGACAAAUCCUCGGAAAGUCAAAGAAAUGCAGAUUCAGAGGGAAGAGUGGAAGUAUCACGGGAGAACAAAUACCUUAGCACUAUGGCACCAGGCAAGGUAUUCGGAGAACUGGCAAUACUAUACAAUUGCAAGAGAACUGCCACCAUCAAAGCCGCUACCGACUGCAGGCUCUGGGCCAUCGAGCGCCAAUGCUUCCAGACAAUUAUGAUGAGAACUGGUCUCAUCAGACAGGCUGAAUACACUGACUUCCUUAAGAGUGUACCCAUCUUCAAAAACCUUCCCGAAGACACCCUUAUCAAAAUAUCAGAUGUAUUGGAAGAAACACACUACCAAAAUGGCGACUACAUUAUUAGACAGGGAGCUAGGGGUGAUACCUUCUUCAUCAUAUCAAAGGGACAAGUCAAGGUAACACAGAAGCAGCCAAAUAGCAACGAUGAAAAAUUCAUAAGAACUCUAACGAAAGGUGAUUUCUUUGGGGAAAAGGCCUUGCAAGGAGAUGACCUCCGAACAGCAAACAUAGUGUGUGACUCCCCAGAUGGCACCACAUGCUUAGUAAUAGACCGGGAGACCUUCAACCAGCUUAUCUCGACGCUCGAUGAAAUACGCACCAAGUACAAGGAUGUUGGCGAUGACAGGCAGAGGCUUAAUGAAGAGUUCGCAAACUUGCGGCUAUCAGACCUCCGCAUCAUAGCUACCUUGGGUAUUGGUGGUUUUGGUCGGGUGGAGCUUGUCCAAAUCCAAGGAGAUUCCAGCCGAUCCUUCGCCCUGAAACAAAUGAAGAAAGCCCAAAUCGUUGAAACCAGACAACAACAGCAUAUAAUGUCGGAGAAAGAAAUCAUGUCCGAGAUGAACUGCGAAUUUAUUGUGAAGCUUUAUAAGACGUUUAAGGAUAGAAAGUAUCUGUAUAUGCUAAUGGAGACAUGCCUUGGUGGAGAAUUGUGGACAAUCUUGAGAGAUAGAGGACAAUUCGAUGAUUCCACUACUAGAUUCUACACAGCUUGUGUGGUUGAAGCGUUCCACUAUUUACAUUCUAGAAAUAUAAUCUAUAGGGAUCUUAAACCAGAGAACUUACUGCUUGACUCCAAAGGCUACGUGAAGCUAGUGGACUUUGGUUUUUCGAAGAAACUACAAGCGAGCCGAAAAACUUGGACUUUCUGUGGAACGCCGGAAUACGUUGCUCCAGAAGUCAUUAUGAACAGAGGACACGAUAUUAGUGCAGACUAUUGGUCCUUGGGGGUGCUCAUGUUCGAAUUAUUGACUGGAUCUCCACCAUUCACUGGUGCAGAUCCAAUGAAGACAUACAAUAAGAUCCUGAAAGGUAUUGAUGCGGUUGAAUUCCCGAGGUCAAUCACACGCAACGCAGCCAACCUUAUCAAGAAACUUUGUAGAGACAACCCUGCGGAGAGACUCGGUUACCAACGAGGAGGCAUUACUGAAAUACAAAAGCACAAAUGGUUCGAUGGUUUCAACUGGGAAGGUCUAGCACAACGCACUUUAGACCCCCCGAUUACUCCUGUUGUCAAGUCCGCGGUAGACACACACAACUUUGAUCAGUAUCCUCCAGAUGCAGACGAACCACCGCCAGAUGAUCUGUCAGGUUGGGACAGCACCUUCUAA
Molecule: messenger RNA, 3186 nt
Organism: Danaus chrysippus (African queen)
Lineage: Eukaryota; Metazoa; Arthropoda; Insecta; Lepidoptera; Nymphalidae
Source: the annotation of a GenBank genome assembly